AUGCGCAAAGACUUUGCUGACAUACAGAUCACACUGGUUGAGUACGCUAACAUGACCGACCGUCAGCAACGACAGCUAUUUCAGGCUCUUCAGAUGGGCCAACGCCUGACUGCCGGUCAAAAAUUGCAUGGCGCCCUACGCACUCCGCGAAAGCGGCUUGCCGAAGCUGUCUUUGAAUUAUAUGAUGCUCAGUUUAUCGACACCUUCGGUGUUCGUAAAAACAGCGGCCCAACACUGGAGCUACUCGUUAUACGCGUAGUACACAUGAUCUUGUCCAGAAAGCGGACCUUCAAGAUAACGAAGGCGUUGCUCAACUGGGUCUCUUCUGAUGACACUGUGACAGACCAAGCCGAAGAUCGAGUCUGGGAGUCCAUGGCGUUAGCUUUCAGUGCACUGUCCAUGCCAUCUGCACGUCUUGCCGGUGAGAGAAAAGGACAUUACAUGCUCGCGCCUGUCGAGAUCAUCGCCGUCGUUCUCUUCGCCGAAGACAUGUACGAAGCAGAUCGUUACACUCACGGGGAGCAUGCACGCAUGGCCAGUGGAAUCAAAGAACUGCGCAUACGAUUACGACGCAAGUUCCCUGGUGUUCUUCGGUCAAAUUGUCAAGUCCUCGAGUACGCGAUGUCCAGGAGCAAGUUUUGGAUGCGUACGCACCCACGUCAAGACGCCGCUAGUGUUGAGAAGAAUGAAGUCAAGCCAACUAAAUUGUCUUCAAACCAGGGCAACCAGGAAGAUGCCUGCGGUGAACGUCAGAAGGCUCCAUCCCUAACGAUCAAAGAGAUGGGAGUGGUCAUCGAUCUCACUCACAUGUAA
Messenger RNA from Peniophora sp. CBMAI 1063, 813 nucleotides. The record is from the annotation of a GenBank genome assembly. Lineage: Eukaryota; Fungi; Basidiomycota; Agaricomycetes; Russulales; Peniophoraceae.